Molecule: messenger RNA, 6176 nt
Organism: Pseudophryne corroboree (corroboree frog)
Lineage: Eukaryota; Metazoa; Chordata; Amphibia; Anura; Myobatrachidae
Gene: SIM1
Product: SIM bHLH transcription factor 1
Exons: 12
Coding region: 758-3049 (763 amino acids)
Biological process (GO): regulation of transcription by RNA polymerase II
Molecular function (GO): DNA-binding transcription factor activity, RNA polymerase II-specific; protein dimerization activity; RNA polymerase II transcription regulatory region sequence-specific DNA binding
Source: RefSeq, a predicted model, not a curated record
ACUGACAGCAGCCCCGCCCCGCCCCGCCGCUCGCACAGCGCUCCCGCACACCGCCUAUCCCGCUAUCACGGCGCCGGCGGCCAGGCACUGACCCAGCACAAGGACAAUUCCAGAGGGUCACAGGCCGGGGCCCCGCAAUGUGUCCCACCAUUACUGCGCCAUGGCGGCCGCCAGCCAAUCAGAAGACUGCUUGUGGAAGGAGCCGUCCAAUGGAGCUGAGCGGGGCUGUGUGAGUGGCAGUGAGGGGGGGAUACAGGGAGCUGGACCAAGAAUGAAGUUUACUAACUACAGUGCUGGGAUAGGAACAAGUUAAUGGGCUUCCUCAGCUCGCACUUACCGCUGUGUAUCACCCAGGCGCUUCCUCACCGGGGCCGGAGCUGCGCUCCACAGGACACAAGGCAAUGAGGGUAACACUGUAUCCGGCAUAUGAGGCCCUCUGACCUGACACUGACACGCCGGCCACCCUGUACUUGUCCUGGAAUGACACGAGUUUCUGUACUGGACAAAAGAAAAACUGACCGUAUCAGCAAAGUCUCCAGAAAAGCCUCCAUACCUGGAUAUCACAGUUCUGUGGAUUCGCCGUUACUUACCUGCCAGUAACCAUUGCCUUACAUCAUUAUUAGAAUUAGUGUCUGAGGCUGCCUAUUUCUCCCCUUACAUGCUCAUUGCUUAGGAAAAAGGAGCUGAUGUUAUCUGUCACCCUUAUUGAUGAUUCUGUGGAGUUACAUAUACGCCAAUAAAGGGUUAGUACAUAGCCAUGAAGGAGAAGUCCAAGAACGCUGCCCGGACUAGGCGGGAGAAAGAGAACAGCGAGUUCUAUGAACUGGCCAAGCUGCUGCCCUUGCCCUCUGCCAUCACCUCCCAGCUGGACAAGGCGUCUAUCAUCAGACUGACAACCAGCUAUUUAAAAAUGAGAGUGGUCUUUCCUGAAGGGCUUGGAGAAGCCUGGGGCCAUUCCAGCAGGCCCAGUUCCUUGGAUAAUGUAGGUCGAGAGCUGGGAUCUCAUCUUUUGCAGACCCUAGAUGGUUUCAUCUUUGUGGUGGCACCCGAUGGGAAAAUCAUGUAUAUCUCUGAAACGGCUUCAGUUCACCUGGGCUUAUCACAGGUAGAAUUGACUGGGAACAGCAUCUAUGAGUACAUUCACCCAGCUGAUCAUGAUGAGAUGACUGCAGUCCUCACAGCCCACCAGCCCUACCAUUCCCACUUUGUCCAGGAAUAUGAGAUAGAACGUUCUUUCUUCCUACGGAUGAAGUGUGUGCUGGCAAAAAGGAACGCAGGGCUGACCUGUGGGGGGUAUAAGGUGAUUCAUUGCAGCGGGUACCUCAAGAUCAGGCAGUACAGUCUGGACAUGUCUCCUUUCGAUGGCUGUUACCAGAAUGUAGGCUUGGUUGCUGUUGGCCACUCCCUUCCUCCCAGUGCAGUCACUGAGAUCAAACUCCAUAGCAAUAUGUUCAUGUUCAGAGCCAGCCUUGACAUGAAGCUCAUAUUUCUAGAUUCCAGAGUUGCAGAGUUAACUGGAUAUGAACCUCAAGAUCUGAUUGAAAAGACAUUGUAUCAUCAUGUCCAUGGAUGCGACACAUUCCACCUGCGGUGUGCACAUCACUUAUUGCUGGUGAAAGGACAGGUCACGACUAAGUACUAUCGGUUCCUGGCUAAACAUGGCGGUUGGGUGUGGGUGCAGAGCUAUGCUACGAUUGUGCACAACAGCCGAUCCUCCAGACCCCACUGUAUUGUCAGUGUGAAUUAUGUGCUUACAGAUACAGAAUACAAAGGACUGCAACUAUCAUUGGAUCAAGUAACCACAAAGCCGACAUUCUCUUAUGCAAGUUCAAAUCCAGCCAUAAAUGACAGUAGGAAGGGCAGUAAGUCACGUCUUCCUAGUACAAAGUCAAAACCUAGGACAUCGCCAUACCCGCAGUAUUCUGGAUUCCACACAGAAAGAUCUGAAUCAGACCAUGACAGUCAAUGGGGUGGUAGCCCUCUAACUGAUACCACAUCACCACAACUUCUGGAUCCAAUAGAAAGACCAAACUCCCAGCAACAUGAUGUAUCCUGUGCAUAUCGACAGUAUCCAGAAAGAAGUGCCCUCUGUUUUGGAUUUGCCCUUGACCACUCAAGAUUAAAUGAUGAAAGACACCAUCAUAGUCAGUCUUGUGACAGUGGUAGAUGUGAAGCUGGUAGAUACUUUCUUGGAAGUCCACAAACUGGCAGGGAGACAUGGUGGGGUUCUCGUUCAGCUCUUCCUGUGCCAAAAUCUUCCCCAGAAAGCAGAGAUGGUUAUGAGAACUCCAUGCCACAUAUAACUUCAGUUCAGAGAGUCCAUGGGAGAAGUCAUUGGGAUGAAGACAGUGUUGUCAGUUCUCCGGAUCCUGGUUCCGCAAGUGAAUCAGGAGAUCGUUAUCGUACUGAGCAAUAUCAAAACAGUCAUCAUGAACCAAGCAAAAUUGAAACUCUUAUACGUGCAACUCAACAAAUGAUUAAAGAGGAAGAAAAUAGGUUACAGAUACAUAAAUCUAGUCCAGAUCAAUUAACGUCUAUUAACGGAGCAGCAAAAAGAAAUUCAGUUUGCUUUGCAAAUUACCAACAACCCCAAUUAACUGGAGUCGUGUGUCGUGGCCCUUCCGUUACUAACACUUCUCCCUGUGACCAUCUACAGCAAAGGGAUGGAAAAAUCCUGAGCCCACAUGACAAUGAAUUUGAAAACAGUCCUACAACCCUGUCCAGGAUAAACAGUCCGAAUUCUGAUAGAAUUUCUAAAACAGGAGUAACUAUAGCAAAAGACUAUUUACAUACAAAUGUAUCCCCUCAACAAACAGCUGAACACUCUGCAUCACCAAACUACUACAGUGCCCACCGUCCAUAUUUUGAUAAGCAUGCUUACACAUUUACUGGAUAUGCUCUUGAACAUCUAUACGACACUGACUCUAUUAGAAACUACUCUUUGGGCUGUAGUGGAUCACACUUUGAUGUGACUUCUCAUUUAAGAAUGCAACAGGAUCCUACCCAGGUGCACAAGGGCACCUCAGUUAUAAUAACAAAUGGCAGCUGAUGACUUUCUUUGACAUAUCAUCUGCACCAUAAUCUUUACAAUGGAAUUAAAAUAAGUCUUUUUCAUGCCAUUACAAUCAGCAUCUGAAGAAUUACUGUGCACUGGAUGUAACCGCAAAGAGAGUCUAGGUUUGGAUUUCAUAUUUAUAACACUGUUACAUAAGAGAAUGUUAAGGAAACUGUACAUGUCAUAUGUCUAAUUCUAGCCAGUUGCGUGGGCUUUUUAAAAAUAGGAAUUAAUUGUUGUUCAAAUGCUACAGGUUUUUGCUAAUUAUACUUGCAUGUACAUAAAGACCCUUUUUCCAGUAAAAUAAAAAAUAAAUAAAAAAUAAAUAAAUAAAACAGAGAAAACAAAAUCCCCUAAAACUAUGCACAUAGAACUUGAAGAAAAGUUGAAUGUACAACGCAACUUUAUGUAUACACAUGCACAAAUGCACAUGAUCUUUAUAUGUUUAUGAUAUGAAAAAACAGCAUUAAUACAAAAUACAUUUGUUACUUUAUUCAUCAUUCUAUGUUUGCUUACAUUACAUUUCCAGCCUCUUCUUAUAUUAAGGGCACAGUUACUGAAUAUUAAAUAAAUAUUAAUAAUAAAAACAUACUGCUUGUUUUUAUACGUUCCCUUACCAUACUAUCACUGUGGCUUUCAUAAUGAUGAUGUAAAAUUGCUCUUAAAUUCACUGUAGAAAUGUUUUUGUGCAAAAUUUGAUGCAGGUUGACUAAACUGAAUGCAAAUGACACCUGGAGACCUGAUAUUUAAUUUAUUUCUAUACUAUGUAUUUCUCACUAUAAGAUAUAUUUCCCUAAAAUUGGAACAACAAUUCUCUUGUUUCAUGCUUGUUCAAAUAGGCUACGUUUAAUUUUAGAAGUAUUUUAUGCUAGUAUGCAAAACAAUGGGACAUCUGCAUACAAAAGAACUCAUUGUGUUUGAAAUUCUUCAUCGAAAUAAUCAGGGGAAAAACAUUCCAAAUAUCUUGCAAAGCCUAUGUUAUUAUUACAGUCACUUAAAAUAAUUGUGUUUUUUGGCAAAUGGGCUGGACAGAAUGAAUAAAAUAGGACUUAGAUUACAUGUCUAUGCACUGGAGUGUUUUUCUUGCCUUUUGAAGGUUUUAAAGCCUGUGAUUUUUCUUGAAUUUAGCCAUAGUUGUCCAAUUCGUGGGUACCAAUAUUUAGGUUCCAGUUUGCAGUUUCUUUGGUAAAUUAUCUGAUAAGAAUUAAUUAAUUACUUGGACAUCUGUAAUAGGAUGAACAACUAACACUAAGCAGACUAGUGAGCACUACCUAUUGUAACAGUCUUGUAAUGUCAGAGUCUCCUUAAAAAAUAAUUGCCUUUGUUUAAAGAACAAUGUGUCUAACUAUAUUGUUCAUACAGUAUUUAUGCAGUAAACUAAGACUCAUGGUCCAAUCCUAUCACUUUUUGCCUGCACUUAAUAAAAGGACCAGUGUUUUAGCUUAAUUUAUGUAUGCCCAAAUUGGAUUAGAUUACUGGUUUACUUUAGUCAUCAUUAAUGUUUCUUUACACAGUUGAAAACUGGCCACUCACACAGAUAGCUGUCAUUUUGCAAUACCAUUUACCAAUAUGUCAGUUAAUAAUUUAAUUUCUUGAAGAUUUUUAUUGGGCAUAAUGGUUACUUUCGAUUGCAUAACUGCUCAAAAAAUAGCUGUAAUAUUUUUUCAGCAUGCAUGCUCAGUAUAACUGGCCUUUGCUAUUAAAUAUAACUUGCAUUUCACAUAUGAUUAUUAAUUUAAUCAUAUAUUUUUAGUUGAUUGGUGUUUUAUUUUAAACAGCGAUAUUUCUACCAGAAUAGAAUGUUCUAUAGCAAUCAACAUGCUUUUAAAUGUAAUGACAUGUUGAGGUGUUCGAAAAAAAAGAAUCAAGCACAUACAAUAACAUUGGUGGAAAAAACAAUAUGUCCAAGUAAACAUAAAUUGGAUUCUUUUGUAACCAAGAUAUAUGCAUUUUCUUAUUUGCAUUUCAGCACCUGAAAGUAACCUAUGUUAAAUUAAGUUGUGAAGUAUGUGGAGGCACAGUGUAAUGUCUUAAGAGCUGCAUGAAAAUUGUUUCAAGUAACAUCUGAGUACUAAAGUAAUUUAAUUCUCCUUGCCAUUAUAAUGGGGUAAAAAAGGAAAAUAUUUUAUUAUGGCUCAAAUUAUUGUUAGAAUUUAACUUCCAUUAAAUAUUUAUUAUUCAGCUGAACGUAUGUGUCAUUGCUUCAGUAUAUUAUAAAGCUGUUUGGUCAUUUAAAAGAAAUUAUUAAAAACACAUCUGACAAUAUUCAUCAUUAUUAAUAAAAGUUAAUUUAAGAUGCCUUUUUGUUUAAUUCCUUGCUCUGGCAAGCAUGUCAAUUCUGUUUGUAACUCAACUGCAGUGAAGCUUUUUAAUUUUAUCUUUAGCAUUCUGUUCUGUACACGUCAUCUCUGGUUUGUUACCAAAUUUGGAGAGCUACUAGUGCUUGACUAAGUCUAUAUGUUUAAUCCAUGGCAAUUCCAGACUAUGAAAAUAUACUACCUAAAAUACAAUACUAUACACAUAACAGGUGCACAUUAUACAAAAUAAGAAGUAUAAUUUGUCUCUUACAAAAUACAUUGUUAAAUAUAAUCAUAUGAAAAAAAAUGUAAAUAAGAGAUUACCUUGAAAUUAUUUUAUGAUGCACCUUCAAAUAAAUGCUUUUUUUUCCGAUUGGUAUUAAUACAAUAAUACAACAAGACUCUGCAGCUUAGAUUAUUUUUAAAUGCGUUUUUGGGAGGAAAAAUAAUGGGUUUUAAGUAUUGUCUGCUAUAAUAAAUAGUGGACACAAUUAGCAGUGGACAGCACUUUAAAAUCAAAGGUGUGUUUACAUUGGAUAUAAAAUGGUGUCUGACAUUAGCAAAUGAAAAUAAUUCAACCUGUUAUGUUUGCUUUUAUGACUGGUGCCCCUAAAUCACAUUGAAAUAUUUAUGAGAUUGGAUGUGCAGCCUCAAAUGUCAGAACUGACAUGCCUUGCAAUGUAUAUCUCUAGUGACAUUGUACAGUAUUAUCUGUAACUUGAAGUAAUCUUUUGCAAUGUAAUGUAGGAAACAUGACUAAACUAUGUCAAUGAUAUCUUGCAAAGUAUUCCCAUUUAUAAUUAUUUAUAUUGUACAUAGCUUUC